AUGUUGAUCGAUCCGUCCGCUCCAUACACUGCGAUUAUCAACACGGCCGCCGGAGCGAUAACGGUGGAAUUGCAAACCCAGCAGACACCGAACACGGUAAACAACUUCGUAUUUCUGGCACGAGAAGGUUUUUACAACAACGUGACAUUCCACCGGACCCUGCCUGAGUUCAUGAUCCAGGGUGGGGAUCCCACGGGUACCGGCGCCGGCCACCCGGGGUAUCGAUUCGCCGACGAACCCUUCUCAGGCGAAUACCGGCGCGGCGUUAUCGCCAUGGCCAACUCGGGGCCCAACACCAACGGCAGCCAAUUUUUUCUGAUGCACGCCGAUUACGGGUUGCCCGCGAAUUACACGAUUUUCGGGCGGGCAAUCUCCGGAAUGGACGUUAUCGACACCAUCGCGACGGCUCCCACAAUACCGGGCCCCACGGGUGAAAAUUCUAAGCCGGUUAACCCGAUUACUAUUCAGUCCAUCGAGAUCUUCGGCCCGUAG
This is a messenger RNA of Geodia barretti, 492 nucleotides long. The record is from the annotation of a GenBank genome assembly. Lineage: Eukaryota; Metazoa; Porifera; Demospongiae; Tetractinellida; Geodiidae.